CCACAGUGGGCGUGGUUACUAGGAGACGGAGUUGAGUUGAAGGAUGAGAGAGGAGAGCGAAGUAGUACCUGAAAUCUUAGCUUAAAGUUAGACAGGACGCACACUCAGACUGAAUCAUGCAUCGCGUCAGCUGUAAUACUCACUGGGAGCGGUGUGGAAAUUGUGCAAGAUACGGAUAAGACACGUUUCUUUUUGUUUGCCUUGAAAUGUUGCGCUGUUGCGUGAUAAGUUUCCCGGAUUCCCGUUAACGGUACAAUGCGCUCGCAGGAGCUCGGCGUCAGGACUAAGCCCGUUUCUGCUGAAGUGUGAUACAUAACGCGUAAAAAGGCAACAAUUUCACUUGAAAUAGUUACCAGAAAGUCAAAAACUAGUAAGAAAGACUUGGAAAUGGGGAACGCGGGGAGUUUGGAGCAACACACCGACCCUAGAGGACACAACAUGCCGUUAAAACUGCCCAUGCCGGACCCGGGGGAGCUAGAAGAACGGUUUGCGCUUGUUUUAAAUUCUAUGAAUUUGCCUCCAGACAAAGCCCGGUUACUGCGUCAGUAUGACAACGAGAAGAAGUGGGAGCUCAUCUGCGAUCAGGAAAGAUUUCAAGUGAAAAACCCUCCUCACACAUACAUCCAGAAAUUGAAGAGUUAUCUGGACCCAGCAGUCACCAGGAAGCUCAGCUUUUUGUCUGUAGAUGAACACCAGUCUUCCCCUCCCCUGUCUGCUCUGCUGCGUUGGGCGAAAUUCCGGCGGAGAGUUCAAGAAUCAACUCAGGUGCUGAGAGAACUAGAAAUUUCAUUAAGGACUAAUCACAUCGGCUGGGUGCGUGAGUUUCUAAACGAGGAGAAUAAGGGUCUGGACGUGUUGGUGGAGUAUCUCUCUUUUGCACAGUAUGCUGUCACAUUUGAUGGUGACAGUUUUGAGAACGGCACAGACAACGCGAUGGACAAGUCGAAAUCCUGGAGUCGCUCUAUCGAAGAUCUCCACACAGGGAGCAAUCUACCGUCUCCGAUUCCAGGAAGCAUCAGCAGAGCUGGGAGACACUCUACGUUAAGAUGUAAUACAUUGCCCAGCAGAAGAACGUUGAAGAAUUCUAGACUGCUGUGUAAGAAAGACGACGUUCACGUCUGCAUCAUGUGCCUACGAGCCAUCAUGAACUAUCAGUAUGGCUUCAACAUGGUUAUGUCCCACCCUCAUGCUGUGAAUGAAAUUGCACUAAGUCUGAACAACAAGAACCCCAGGACAAAAGCGCUAGUACUGGAGCUACUGGCUGCAGUGUGUCUGGUCCGAGGGGGGCAUGAGAUCAUUCUCGCUGCUUUUGAUAACUUUAAAGAGGUUUGUUCAGAAAAUCAACGCUUUGAGAAGCUGAUGGAGCAUUUCAAGAAUGAGGACAAUAACAUUGACUUCAUGGUGGCAUGUAUGCAGUUCAUAAACAUCGUGGUCCACUCAGUAGAAGAUAUGAAUUUCAGAGUGCACCUACAGUAUGACUUCACUAAACUAUGUUUGGAUGAGUACCUGGAUAAGCUGAAGCACACUGAGAGUGAUAAAUUGCAGGUACAAAUCCAGGCCUAUCUGGAUAACGUGUUUGAUGUUGGAGCUCUUUUGGAGGAUGCUGAGACGAAGAAUGCAGCACUGGAACGAGUGGAGGAACUGGAGGAGAGCAUGUCUCACAUGACCGAGAAGUUACAGGACACAGAAAAUGAAGCCAUGGCAAAGAUUGUAGAACUGGAGAAGCAGCUAAUGCAUAAAAACAAGGAACUGGACUCUAUACGGGAUGGCUACAAGGAUGUUAGCUCACAGGUGCACACACUUAGGAGGAUGGUGAAGGAGAAGGAUGAGGCCAUUCAGAGGCAAUGCACUCUGGAGAAGAAGAUUCAUGAACUGGAAAAGCAAGGAACCAUCAAAAUCCAGAAGAAAGGAGACGGGGAUAUCGCCAUCCUGACUUCUGCUACAUCCAUGAAUGGUCUGCUGGCAGGCACAGAGGGUGUGACAGGGGUACCCAAGGGUGCCUUGGUGGGGCUUGUGGGACCAAGUAACGGCAUAGAACCGGGCAUGCCAAUGCCACCACCUCCCCCUCCACCCCCACCGAUGCCAGCGAUACUACUCAACGGUCCAUCAGCUGUCCCUGAGCCACCCCCUCCUCCUCCACCACCACCACCACCUCCCCCUCUUCCAGGCGCUGGCUACACUGUAGAGGAAUCUUCCCCCAUGCCCCCACCUCCACCGCCCAUGGCACCCCCUCUACCAGGCUGUGGAUCCCCCACUGUAAUCUUCAAUUCAGGUCUCGCAGCUGUGAAGAUUAAGAAGCCGAUCAAAACGAAAUUCCGAAUGCCAGUGUUUAACUGGGUGGCACUGAAGCCCAACCAAAUCAAUGGCACAGUCUUCAAUGAGAUUGAUGAUGAGAAGAUACUGGAGGAUCUGAAUGUAGAUGAGUUUGAGGAGAUAUUUAAGACAAGAGCACAGGGCCCUGCAAUUGAUGUCACAUCUACCAAGCAGAAGACCAUCCAGAAGGUCCCUAAUAAAAUCUCACUACUGGACUCUAACAGGGCUAAAAACCUGGCCAUCACACUCCGAAAAGUGGGCAAGACUCCGGAGGAAAUCUGCAAAGCAAUUCAGAUGUUUGACCUGCGGAUGUUACCGGUGGACUUUGUGGAGUGUCUGCUGCGUUUUAUCCCCACAGAGUCCGAGGUGAAAAUGUUACGGCAGUACGAGAAAGAGAGAAAGCCACUGGAAAACAUCACGGAUGAGGACCGCUUCAUGAUGCAGUUCAGCAAGAUCGAGCGCCUCAUGCAGAAGAUGACUAUCAUGGCAUUUGUGGGGAACUUUAACGAGAGCGUGCAAAUGCUCACUCCACAACUGCAUGCCAUUAUUGCAGCAUCUGUGUCCAUCAAGUCCUCACAGAAACUGAAGAAAAUCCUGGAGAUUAUAUUGGCUCUUGGGAACUACAUGAACAGCAGUAAAAGAGGGGCCGUGUAUGGCUUCAAACUCCAAAGUUUAGACUUGUUAAUAGACACCAAAUCGACAGACAGGAAGACAACACUAUUGCACUACAUUGCAAAUGUAGUGAAGGAGAAGUACCAGCAGGUGGCGCUGUUCUAUAACGAGCUCCAUUAUGUGGAAAAGGCAGCAGCAGUUUCUUUAGAGAAUGUGCUACUGGAUGUGAAGGAACUCCAGAGAGGAAUGGAUCUAACUAGGAGAGAGUAUAGCAUGCAUGGCCACAACACGCUGCUCAAAGACUUUAUACAUCUAAAUGAGAGCAAGCUCAAGAAGUUACAGGAUGAUGCUAAGAUUGCACAGGACGCUUUUGAUGAGGCGGUAAAGUUUUUUGGGGAGAGCUCCAAAACCCUGCCUCCAUCAGUGUUCUUCCCGGUGUUUGUGCGCUUUGUGAAGGCAUACAGGCAAGCAGAGGAGGAAAAUGAGCAGAGGAAGAGACAGGAGCAGAUGUUGAUGGAAAAGCUGCUCGAGCAGGAGGCCAUGGAGCAGGAAGAUCAAAAGUCUCCCUCUCAUAAGAAUAAACGACAGCAGCAGGAGCUGAUAGCUGAGUUGAGGAAGAAGCAAGUGAAGGACAGUCGUCAUGUUUACGAGGGAAAAGAUGGAACCAUUGAGGACAUUAUCACUGAUCUAAGAAACCAGCCUUACAGGCGCGCUGACGCAGUGAGGAGGAGUGUGCGGAGACGUUUUGAUGAUCAGAGCUUACGGCCAAUCAACAAUGCAGAGCUGGUGAUGUAACGAAGGCAGAGUGGAUGUGAUUGGUUGAGAUUAAGAUGGGACUGAAGGAGAGGUUGUCAGCCUCUCUGUGUGUGGAAAGGAAUGAUGAAGGAUUGAAAGAGAGGACAUUCAUCUCAAGGGCCAAAAGCUCAAGCUUCUUUCGACCAAGUGCCUGAAUUUUACAUUUGUGUGAUAUUGUCUUUAUACUUUUUUUUAUUAUAUAUUGUUUUAUUUCAAGCAAUAGGAAUUUUUGCUCAUUUAACAAAAGUGGAUCUGAACAUCAUAUUGAUCGAGAUGGAAGUUCACUCAGAUGGAAAUCCGUAGUGAACUCGUACAUUCCAGUGGGAAAUACCAUGUUGCUUUUACUGCACAAUGUUGUUCAAAAUCACUAAAUGUGUACAAGGGCUAGGUGUGUUCUUAAAGAUUCCAGGCAUGUUGAGCUUAGUGUAACUCAAAAAGAUUGGAAAGGCUAUGUAGCAUUGUGAAUGACAACAUGGCAGGAUUCGUCAAAAACUGAUAGAGGGAUUAGAGAGAAGUGUUAACAGAAAGGUGAAAGGUUGUGUAAUGUAGAUGGUUCCGAGUUAAUGUGAAAUGUAUAUAACGUAAACAUCGUCACUUAGCAGUGUUAGCAGACCAAAAUUCACUCAGCUUACUAUUACAUGAAAUCAGUCAACUAUUUUAGCGUCAUGCCAUGAAAUGGUCCGUCUUCAAACCGUAUCAUAGUGAAGUGACAGAUAAUGUUGUGCCCAGGUGACCCCCAGCUUUUACUGACUGAGUGACUGACCUUCAGUGGGAAGAUUCAAACUCUGUAGCAGACUGACUGGAUCCAAUAAUCAGGACUGUUUUAGUACAAAUACAGUACAAGCCAAAGAAAUACAAAAGAGCACCGCCUCAGAUACCCGAUUCACCUUUUAUGAACAUUCUUUACAAAGUAUGCUGUGUCUUCAGUAACACAUUACACAGUAGAUUAUUCAACCACUGAAGCCAGUCUGUUCCAUGUGGCUUAUGCAGACCACUACCAUUUUUCAGACCACUACCAUUUUCCAGGUCCAAUAAGAAAAAAAAACCAACAAAAAAAAAACAAACGAGAAAUGCUUUUAAUUGUACAGAUAUUUUGCAACAAAAAUGGUUGCAUUUUAAAAAAAAAACUUUACAUAACCUUCAUUAUCAUAAGGUUAAUAUUGUACAUAUUGAUUUCUUCAUCCUCUUACUCCAUUUGAAUUUUACUUUAACUUAUAGGUUUGUUUUUUAUUUUGUAUAUUUAAUUACAGAAACAUGAAUUUGAUGUAUCUUUAAGUAUAUUACAGACAUCUCAGAUUUUACGCUUGCCUGGCAGUAUUAAGGCAAUAGAAUGAAUAACUGGCACAAUCUGACGCCAUGUAACCCAUCACUAAGUAAUACUGACAUGUCUCUCUGUACACUGCCAGCCUUCGUCCUUAACGCGUUCUGUUCCUUCUAUAAACCUGGAUCAAACUGGCAUGACUUCUUGUCCUCUAAUAAAAAAUGUAUCUUUU
Messenger RNA from Tachysurus fulvidraco (yellow catfish), 5213 nucleotides. It is a transcript of the gene fmnl2a, whose product is annotated as formin-like 2a. The transcript has 27 exons. The record is from RefSeq and is a predicted model, not a curated record. Lineage: Eukaryota; Metazoa; Chordata; Actinopteri; Siluriformes; Bagridae. Gene Ontology annotation, biological process: cell migration; regulation of cell shape; cortical actin cytoskeleton organization. The coding region runs from base 388 to 3720 and encodes 1110 amino acids. Gene Ontology annotation, cellular component: cytosol. Gene Ontology annotation, molecular function: small GTPase binding; actin filament binding.